CAGUAAAAACAACCUGUAAACAUGCUGUAAACUGUAAACCUAAACAGUUUUUGUAUUGUCCAAAGUUUUGUGUAAACAAUGCUAAACAAAUAGUUUUUUGUUACCGUAUUAUUAAAGAAAACUUACUUAGUUAUAUUAGUUAGUGAAGUAGUUAAAACUUUGUGGUUUCACACAACACAAAAUGAACAAAGUUAAAGCCUCUCCGGUACCUGCGGUGCCCACUGAUCAGAAUUCAUUAGCGUGGAAGAUAUUCAACGCUUUUGUAUCAGAUGGACAAAUUACGGUGACGGAGAAUGAGCUUCGAGAUUACGCAGUGAAUGAGUUAAAGCUCUCAGACUGUGCCAGAGAUAAAAUGCCACCAGAGUUUAUGGAACAUUUACCAGUGAUACUGGUAGCCUUCAUGAAUAUGUGGUCAGGGUGGCACUUUAAAGGAGAGUUCUUGGCUGGAAAGUUCCAGAAAGAGCACUAUUUCCAGAGGUUUCAGAAGUUUAUGAUACAUAAGUUGACGAGCAUGUUGCGUGGCCAGUUUGCUAAUGCGAUGAAAGCAAAUGCAAUGAAGAGUUUAGGAGACACACCUCAAGCAGAUAAGAUUCCAAAUGGGAAGAAAGAACCGGAAUUUUCAUCAUAUGCUAUUUCUAUUAAUUGUCCUGCACAUUUGUUGAAUACACUUGUGUUUUCAAAUGUUGGGGACGAUGUAAUCAUGAAACAGCAUCUUGGAGUAAAAUGGUUAGAUCUAUCCCCUGUUCAACUCGUAAACUGGCCUCAUAUUGAAAUAACGUUCCGCACACAAGACAUAUACUUCGUACGACGACAAGCUACAGAGUUCGUGCGAUAUUUAAAUUUUUUACCACACGAAACCAAUAAACAUUCGGACUCCAUUAUUGAACAUGCAGAAGCUUAUGGACAUCAGGAGUGCUAUAGCUACGAUUUUUUGGAAAAAUACGUCAGAGUUUACCUCGAAGCAUUAAAGACAGCCCCAGUAGUGACUCCUGCCAAGUUAUAUGAGGUGCAAACUAUUUUGGUUCAGUUCCUUGAAGACGUGAAGUAUAUGGACGUGAAUAAGAGUAUGGCGACAAGUACGGUAGUUAUAUUUAGACUGUCGCGAGUGCCGUUCAUCAGAAAUAAGAAACUGGUAAAGUCUGCUGAUGGGGAUGAAGCGAGAGUAGGUUACUGUGAAGUGAUAACUCCAAAAAUCCAACUACUAUUAGUGUACUGCAAAGCUAAACAGAAAGACACACCUACACUUGCUUUUGAAUAUACUGACCAAAUUAAGAAUCCUGCAGAACACAGCCAAAUUAAAGUAGUACCUCAAAUAACAUACAAGUGCACCUUUUGCAAAGUGGAGUACGUUGACUCAAAUUCAAGAGACUUAAUGAUACAGCAUUUGAAGCUGCAGCAUAAAAUGGAACAACAUGUUCGUUGCACUCAUUGUAAGAAGCAGUUUGAAGUUUUAGCUUUAGCGGCAUGUCGCUGGAGACACAAAUGCGUGCCCACCAGUGUCUGGUCACCUCCAGCUGCAGUAAACAAAUAAAUAUAUUUUUUGUAUCAAA
Messenger RNA from Zophobas morio, 1550 nucleotides. RefSeq lists its product as uncharacterized. The coding region runs from base 182 to 1531 and encodes 449 amino acids. NCBI's taxonomy places the organism in Eukaryota, Metazoa, Arthropoda, Insecta, Coleoptera, Tenebrionidae. The record is from RefSeq and is a predicted model, not a curated record. The transcript is spliced from 4 exons.